CCUUUGUGAUUUGUUUUAGAGUUGGAAUGAUGAACAACAGUCAUAUGUUCAACAUUGUUCGUUUUCCUACCUCACCAAGUCAAGAUCAAAAACCAGGAACUUCAGGUUUACGAAAGAAAGUGUCCAUCUUUAGGCAGCAGCAGUAUUUGGCAAACUUUGUGCAGAGUAUAUUCGACUCUCUCCCAGAUAUUCAAGGAAAGACACUCGUUUUAGGAGGUGACGGAAGAUUCUACAAUUCCAAAGCUAUUCGCAUAAUCACACGAAUGGCUGCUGCGAAUGGCGUUGGAAAGCUGCUCAUAGGAAAGGAUGGUCUUCUCUCAACACCAGCAGUUUCUGCAAUCAUUCGUCAAAGGAAACUAUACGGGGGAAUCAUAUUGACAGCCAGCCACAAUCCUGGAGGUGCUGAUGAAGACUUUGGUAUCAAAUACAACGUCUCCAACGGUGGUCCAGCACUAGAAAACCUUACCAAUCUAUUUUACGAAAAUAGUCAACGAGUUUCAAGCUAUCGAAUUGCAAUGCAUAUUGACUAUCCCGAUCAAGAGGAUCCUUUCGAAAAUACUUUGAGAAGAAUUCAUCAACAAGGUACUUCGGAUACCUAUAUUUGUCAAGAUACUGGCAAAACGUUUGAGAUUGAAAUCAUUUCCUCUGUGGAUGAUUAUCUCCACUUAAUGAAGAAUUUGUUUGACUUUAACAAGCUGAAACAGUUUGCUUCACGAAAUGACUUUCGGAUGUUAUUGAAUUCUAUGAAUGGAGUCACUGGAAUCUAUACCAGAAGAAUCUUUGUAGAAGAAUUGGGGUUACCUAAGGACUAUCUAAUGAAUGACAUUCCAAAGGAAGACUUUGGUGGACACCAUCCAGAUCCUAAUCUCACUUAUGCGCACGAUUUGGUUGAGCUCUGUGAUCCCAAGAAGAAUAAACAAGCUCCUAUCUUUGCUGCUGCUUUUGAUGGUGAUGGAGAUCGCUGCAUGAUAUUGGGAACAGGAUUCUUUGUUUCUCCAGCAGACUCAUUAGCAGUAAUUGCCGCAAAUGCUGAUUGUAUUCCCCACUUUCAUUCACAGAAACUAAAAGGAGUAGCACGUUCCAUGCCUACUGCUGCUGCAGUUGACUUUGUGGCAGAGAAACUCAACAUUUCUUGUUAUGAAACGCCAACAGGAUGGAAGUUCUUUGGCAAUCUAAUGGAUGCCGACCUUGCCCAGAUUUGUGGUGAAGAAUCUUUUGGACUUGGAUCCAACCAUAUUCGAGAAAAAGAUGGUAUCUUUACAGCACUCUGUUGGUUGUCUAUUCUUUCCAGUAAAAAUGAAAAGCAGCCAGUUGGUAACUUGAUUUCAGUGGAGAAGAUUGUUAUGCAGCAUUGGGAGACUUUUGGAAGGAACUUUUUCAGCAGAUAUGACUAUGACCAUUGCAAGGCACCAGCUGUGUCCAAAUUAUUGGAACAUAUAAAGGAAAUACAAACCCAAUCGAUGAAACAAGGAGGUCAAUUAUUGGAUUAUCCAAUUAAACUGAAACUUGCAGAUUCCUUUACGUAUACAGAUCCUGUUGAUCAUAGCAAGACAGAAAAUCAGGGCUAUCGGUUUGUAUUUGAAGAUAAUUCAAGAUUUGUACUUCGACUUUCCGGUACUAGCUCAUCGGAUGUCACCAUUCGUAUGUAUUUCGAACGUUAUACUAAAGAUGUUUCGUUAUUUGAUCAUCCUGCAGAAGAAGUAUUGCGUCCGAUAAUAGAUAUUGCUCUUAAGAGCCUAAAAAUUGAGCCUAUACUGCAAAAGUCUCAACCUGACGUCAUUACUUGAGUAUUUCUGAAAUCUCUGCAGUGAUCUAAUGUUGUUGUUGAAUAAACUUUUCGUUAAUUGU
This is a messenger RNA of Galdieria sulphuraria, 1848 nucleotides long. RefSeq names its product phosphoglucomutase. Gene Ontology annotation, cellular component: cytosol. Gene Ontology annotation, biological process: carbohydrate metabolic process. Lineage: Eukaryota; Rhodophyta; Bangiophyceae; Galdieriales; Galdieriaceae. The record is from RefSeq and is a predicted model, not a curated record. Gene Ontology annotation, molecular function: phosphoglucomutase activity; magnesium ion binding. Bases 27 to 1787 code for a protein of 586 amino acids. The transcript has 5 exons.